Messenger RNA from Aspergillus steynii IBT 23096, 790 nucleotides. RefSeq lists its product as uncharacterized. Lineage: Eukaryota; Fungi; Ascomycota; Eurotiomycetes; Eurotiales; Aspergillaceae. The transcript is spliced from 2 exons. The record is from RefSeq and is a predicted model, not a curated record. Bases 165 to 590 code for a protein of 141 amino acids.
CAAAAGCCCACGCAACCCAAUCACACACCGAGCAAACCGAAGGGAAAAUUUGGCCGCUAUCAGCAGGUCGUGUAUAAGAAAGGUACUGAGGAUUGCCAAGUCACUUACACUUGUGAAUAUGGGCUCGGCUUCGACGAGGUAAGGGCUCCCAAUGUAAGUUGAAGAUGAAAAUUGGGAACAGCUCCAGUAUACUAACCUUGAUUUCUGUGCAGAUCUGCGAUAAUAUGCGCUGGGCGAUUGAAGUUGGGUUUGACGGCAAGAAGGUUUAUCAUAAGGCCCAGAGCAGGUUCGGGAGUACAUAUGCCGAAACAUGGUACCAGCAGCGCGACCCGGCGUACCGCGACCUCACAGCCCGACCGCCAGGGUGGCCAACAGGUCGCGGCGCUCAUCCUCGCUGCAAUCUGGAAGAGUUUCCUUUCGGGUCACUCCAAGAGGCGGGCAACAACAAUUACCAGAUUCUUCGUUUCGUGAGCCGGGAAGUGAACAGUGCGCACAGUCAAGACUGGAAUGGCUGGUUAUAUGCAGUAUGGUGGCCUUGCCAAAGGCUCCGGCAACAGCCCUUAGAGACGAGGUACCUGAUGUCCGGAUAAGACACAUUCCGGUAAAAUAUUAAACGCGCCACUCCAAAUACAAACACAAACAUGACUAGUGGCAUAUUGAGCAAUAUUAGAAUCUAUUCUGCACAAGUCAUCUUUCAUCCUGAUACCUAUCAGUCUUUAUCCUCCAGAGGUUUUACAGCUUAUCGCGAUUUUCUCCUUAUUUAGCUGGGUACGGGGGAUCAAUAAUGUUG